Messenger RNA from Pogona vitticeps (central bearded dragon), 1822 nucleotides. The record is from RefSeq and is a predicted model, not a curated record. NCBI's taxonomy places the organism in Eukaryota, Metazoa, Chordata, Lepidosauria, Squamata, Agamidae.
GAGGCGCUCCCUGUCAAGCCAGGACUGUGAGGAGGAGGAGGCGGCGGCUGAGGCGCCUGCGACGCCAACCACAGCUGUGGCAGCAACUUCUCUGUACGCCUAUUUUCCCGCCUCUUCUUCGGCCCCCGACCCGCCGGCCAGGAUGAUGAUGAUGUCGCUGAACAGCAAGCAGCCCUUCAGCAUGGCCCACGCCAACGGCGGCGGCAGCCUCCACGAGCCCAAGUACUCGGCCCUGCACUCCGCCUCGCCCUACAGUAGUAGUAGUAGUAGUAGUAAUAGUAGUAGUAGUAGUAGUAGUAGCAGCAGCAGCACCAGCAGCACCAGCAGCAACAGCACCGCCGAGGCCAUGCGUCGCGCCUGCCUGCCCACCCCGCCGAGCAAUAUAUUCGGCGGUCUGGACGAGAGCCUGCUGGCCCGCGCUGAAGCCCUGGCUGCUGUGGACAUCGUCUCGCCCGGCAAGAGCCACCAUCACCACCACCCGCCCCACCACAGCCCCUUCAAGCCCGACGCCACCUACCACACCAUGAACACCAUCCCAUGCACCUCAGCCGCGUCCUCCUCCUCGGUGCCCAUCUCUCACCCUUCUGCCCUGUCCGGCACCCACCACCACCACCACCACCAUCACCACCACCACCAGCCUCACCAAGCUCUGGAAGGGGAACUCUUGGAACACAUCACGCCUGGGCUGGCGCUGGGGGCCAUGACAGCCCCCGACGGCUCGGUGGUCUCCACGCCGGGCCACGCUCCCCACAUGGCCAGCAUGAACCCUAUGCAUCAAGCGGCUCUUAGCAUGGCCCACGCUCACGGGCUGCCCUCGCACAUGGGCUGCAUGAGCGACGUGGACGCCGACCCGCGGGACCUGGAAGCCUUCGCAGAGCGUUUUAAGCAAAGGAGGAUCAAGCUGGGGGUGACCCAAGCGGAUGUGGGCUCGGCUCUGGCCAACCUCAAGAUCCCCGGGGUGGGUUCCCUCAGCCAGAGCACCAUCUGCAGGUUUGAGUCGCUUACCUUGUCCCACAACAACAUGAUAGCCCUCAAACCCAUCUUGCAAGCCUGGCUGGAAGAGGCAGAGAAGUCACAUCGGGAGAAGCUCACCAAGCCGGAGCUCUUCAAUGGGGCGGAGAAGAAGAGGAAACGUACGUCCAUCGCCGCUCCCGAAAAGAGGUCCCUAGAAGCCUAUUUCGCCAUCCAGCCGCGCCCUUCUUCGGAAAAAAUAGCGGCCAUUGCGGAGAAACUGGACCUCAAGAAGAACGUCGUCCGAGUCUGGUUCUGCAACCAGAGACAGAAACAGAAACGGAUGAAAUAUUCUGCUGGGAUUUAAAGUCUUUAGAAACCUUGUCUGUUUCGAGAAAAAUAAAUAAGGUAAAACAAAACUAGAAGACACUUCCACUCCUCUUUGCGGGAGAGAACGAGAUCAAGGUCUAGGAAGAGAGUAAGACUCAGCUACCCACCCACACUCACUGUCACACUCACAGAUUGUGAAUGGAAAAGCAGAACGGUAAGAUUCGGAAACUGGCAGGAGAAACUCAGCCUUGAGUUGGAAUCAGAGACAGACUGACUGUGUGAAUACAGGAUGGGAACUCUUUAUAAAAGGACCGAAGACCUUAUCAAGUAAGAGUUGUUUUUAUUCUUAAAGACAUCAGCUUUGUUCAGAUGUAAAAGUACCCUUUGCAGCUAUUUUUCAGAAAAAAAUUAACUGAUUAAAAAGACUGAAACUUUAAUCUAGAGUUGAAGGUUAUACCAUGAGAGAGGCAUCUCAAAAGUAUUUUGAUUUUUUAAAUAAAAUAAGAUGGCAGUUUUUCUGCAAUUACACUGCAUAUUAUAA